GUGAAAAAAAAUAUAUAUAUAAAAGAAAAUUACAAGGAUUGGGUUGCAAAGCGCCAUUGUUUUAUUGGGGUGGGCUCGAGCAAUCGACUCUUUAGGCUAAACGCACAUGGCUGAGGCACUUUCAAGUCUAACCAGGGCGGAAGCAAAAGCAGAUCAAAAGGCAGAGGUAAGUAUCUAGUUAAAAGGCAGAAACCGACCCAAGAACCGAAAUGGAAAUCAGACGGCCGAAAACCAGAUCGAACAAACGAUCUAGUUAAAAAGCCCCGUUAGGAAAUUGGAUCUCCCAUUUCCCAGGCACCAAACAAUUAAAAUAACUAUUAAGUAGGAAGAAGAAGAAGAAAAAACUCCACAGCCUUUGAUCACCGAUCAGAAGGUGAUUUUGGUAGAAACAAUGAAUUUUCUGCUGCUGCGGUCCAAUCAACAAGUAACGCCAGAACCACCUCCAGUACCAGAAGAGGUGGCGGAGUCAACUUAUGUUUCUAAAUCUGUGACAACUUUGGAAGGGCUUAUGGUUGAAGAUUCAUUUCCAGAGUUUCCUACAGUUGAAACUCAUGAUGGAGAAACCAAUGGAUUUUUAGGCUCGAAUGCUGGUCUUGUGGGUGAUAAGAAUGCUUCUAUCCCUAAGAACCACACAGAUGUUUCUGAAGAAGAUGGAUGGAUCACUAUUCCAUAUAAGGAUCUCUCUGAUGAUUGGAAUCAUGCACCAGACAUACGUUCCUUGCGUUCCCUGGAUCGUUCUUUUGUUUUUCCUGGUGAACAAGUUCAUAUUCUAGCAUGCUUAUCAGCGUGUAAUCAGGAAACAGAAAUUAUUACCCCAUUUAAAGUUGCUGCAGUGAUGAGUAAAAAUGGAAUGCGAAAGGGCACUGUGAAACAAAAUGGAAAUAUGGAGGGUGAGACAAAUUCAGUGCCUGGAGGAGGGGAAGUGAAUCCUAAUGGUGCCGUAAUGGAUCAGAAUGGUGAAAACUUAGAGAAAGAGAAGAUUGAUCCAGCAAAGGAUGUCUCUGCUAGUGAAUCAUUCCUUAGGAUGGAAGAUCACAGAAGACAGACUGAAGCACUAUUGAAGAGGUUUAAGAACUCUCAUUUCUUUGUCAGGAUUGCAGAGUCAGGUGAGCCUUUAUGGGUGAAAAAAGGUGCUUCCAUGACAGUUCCUGAGUUGCCUGAGAUGGAUAGUCAACAGUGUGUUGCAAAUAAAACCAAAAACACUGCCAAGAAUAUAUCUAGCCUGAAUGUAGUUAUUGAUAGAGGAAAUUUUGAUGCCAAUGUUUCCGGUGGACUAGCUAGAGAUACUGUUAAGUGUUGCUCUCUUUCCAAUGGAGACAUAGUGGUAUUUUUACAAGUGAAUGUUGGUGUUGAUUUUCUGAGAGAUCCUGUCAUUGAAAUUCUUCAGUUUGAGAAAUAUCAGGAUAGAAACCUUUCUUCUGAGAAUCAGGACAACUUAGUUUAUUCAAAUCAAGACCAAUGUGGAGAAUUGUUGAAAUGGUUGCUUCCUUUGGAUAACACAUUGCCUCCACCUUAUACUUUAUCUCCUCCUUCUCCUUCCUUAGGUUCUGGUUCUGGAAUUGGUAGCAUAUCUCAGAGGUCAGCCUUUUCUGGCUCCCCUGGCUCUCAGCUCUUUUCUUUUAGUCAUUUUAGAAGCUACUCCAUGUCAUCGCUUCCUCAAAAUGUUGCACCUCCUCCUGGACCUGUUAAGGCCCAAAGUUCUAAACCAUCAUUUGACCUUGAUGAGGUGGCUCAUAACUCUUCUCAGAAGAUUUUGAAGAUUCAAAGAACAGGGAUUGAAGAACUUUUAUCUUUUCGGGGUGUGACACUAGAGCGAGAAAGAUUUUCUGUCCGUUGUGGAUUAGAGGGAAUCCAUAUCCCAGGAAGAAGAUGGAGGAGGAAACUUGAAAUAAUUCAACCUGUUGAGAUCCAUUCUUAUGCUGCCGACUGUAAUACAGAUGACCUUGUUUGUGUUCAGAUAAAGAAUGUUUCUCCAGCACAUAUACCAGAUAUUGUAGUAUAUAUUGAUGCUAUAACAGUUGUUUUGGAAGAGGCUUCAAAAGGUGGACCUCCUGCUUCCCUACCAAUUGCAUGUAUUGAAGCUGGAGACAACCAUAGUUUGCCAAAUCUAGCUCUCAGGAGGGGUGAAGAGCACUCUUUUAUUUUAAAACCAGCUUCUUCUAUGUGGAAGGACCUCAAAACUUAUGGAGAAAAGUCUAAAUCAUCCGGUUUAGAACCCUCUUCUAAGACUGUCGAUAGUAAGGCGAGUGCUUCAACUGUUAACCACCAUGCAAUUAUGGUAUCAUGCCGUUGCAACUAUACUGAGUCAAGAUUGUAUUUCAAGCAGCCAACAAGUUGGAGACCACGUUUUUCAAGGGAUCUUAUGAUCUCAGUUGCAUCCGAAAUUUCAGGACAAUAUUCUGGACCCAAUAAAAGAGUCACCCAGCUUCCAGUUCAGGUCUUAACGCUUCAGGCUUCAAAUUUGACACCUGAAGAUCUAACUAUGACAGUUCUUGCUCCAGCCUCCUUUACCUCACCGCCAACCGUAGUAUCUUUGAAUUCUUCUCCAACAUCACCAAUGAGCCCAUUUGUUGGGUUUUCUGAGUUUUCAGGGAAAGAGAGUAGUGUGAGGCACAUUAGUUCAUUGCAUUUACUGAGCUCAAUGCCCAUUACAUCAGAGAAUGAGAAACAGAAUAGUGAUGCUGGGGCUAGGUUUACUUCUUUCAAUGAGCAGUUGACUCCAAUAGCUGAUUUCAUUCCAACUUCUGGCUUGGGAUGUAGUCAUCUCUGGCUGCAGAGUAGAGUACCACUCGGAUGUGUUCCUGCUCAAUCUACGGCUACCAUUAAGCUUGAGCUACUUCCACUGACUGAUGGCAUAAUCACUCUUGACACUUUACAGAUUGAUGUUAAGGAGAAAGGUCUUACAUAUAUCCCUGAGCACUCACUGAAGAUAAAUGCGACUUCUAGUGUCUCUACAGGGAUUAUUUAGGAUGGAUUGCGACUUGUGUUUCAUACUUCAUGUUAUCUUUGGUCAUCAAGGAUUUCAAAGUGAUGGUAAUUUUGUCAUCUAGUAUAGUGACAUAUUCUGCAGAAUUUUUGGUACCAAGGUAGAUAUCUUCCGGUGUUGAGCAGAAAAGGAAUCUGUCUUGCUAAUUCGUCAGAAAAAUACAGCCACAAAUCAUUUCCUGUAAACUGCAUUCUUGAGGAUGGUAUUUGUUAUAUACCCCUUUGAUGGGGGAAAUAAAUGUUUUUUGUAGAUGAAUCUAGAGGUGUGAAAGUGUACCAGUUGGAAAGAAACCACAAGACCUGAGUGCUUUAUAGAUAAUCAGGCCACACAAAACUGUGUUAGGAUCCAUAGACAUCCAUGUUACAGUUCCAAAAUGGUGAAUUUGUAAUCCUUCGAUAUAAUGACUGCUAUAACUUAUUUGAGACGGCAGCAACUCUUGGUUCAUGAAUAGCUCAAAUGGCUGGAAGUUUGCAGAUCAAAAAGAGGAAUGAUGGUACUUUUUACAUUGAAUUGUUUAUAAUGUAUAAGAGAUUAACUACGUUGUCUCUGUUCCGCGUCUGUCAUUUUGAUUACUGAUCAUAGAAUUCGGACUCCAAACUUCUGUUUUCCACGGUUAUGUUUUGCAUUUUUCCUUUUUCCGUUCAUAUGAUGGCAGGAUUGCCGAGCUCUCGAUCCAAGCUUGAAGCUGAUACCAAUGAGACGUCGAGUGUCAAGUGCGACGGGGCUUACGAUUUAAUCUUGGUUUGACAACUAAAACUGAUAAUUUUCUAUUUCAGUUGGAAACUAGCGAUCAUAAUAGCCU
Durio zibethinus is the source of this 3788-nucleotide messenger RNA. RefSeq lists its product as uncharacterized. NCBI's taxonomy places the organism in Eukaryota, Viridiplantae, Streptophyta, Magnoliopsida, Malvales, Malvaceae. The record is from RefSeq and is a predicted model, not a curated record.